Clunio marinus is the source of this 387-nucleotide messenger RNA. The record is from the annotation of a GenBank genome assembly. NCBI's taxonomy places the organism in Eukaryota, Metazoa, Arthropoda, Insecta, Diptera, Chironomidae.
AUGGCAGAUCAUGCAAAGAUUGUAUUUGAAGAAAAACCACGGUGGAAUAGAACAGAAGAAGAAAAUAUGAGAAUUUCAGUAGCGUCACUUAUUCCGACUAACAGCUCAAUUACGGUAACACAAUUAGAGUCUUUCGAAUUUGAUGAAAUAGACAUCAUUCCAAUACCUGAUCUCGCUAACAGAAGAAUUCCAAAAAUUGCGUACAAUUCAUUAGCUAUCUCUUUAAAACACAAAAUUUAUAUCACAGAAAACGGUUGGGAAAGAGAAAGAAUAAGUGAUUCAAUGGAUCUACUUAUGUCGCAAUUGAUAAUAAAUAAGGUGUUUAAUAACACGUCUUGUGAAAUUUUAACCCUAAUGAAUGAAUCAUGUUCUUUAGUAAUAAAAUAA